Motacilla alba alba is the source of this 3044-nucleotide messenger RNA. It is a transcript of the gene STRA8, whose product is annotated as stimulated by retinoic acid 8. Gene Ontology annotation, biological process: meiotic cell cycle; cellular response to retinoic acid. The record is from RefSeq and is a predicted model, not a curated record. Lineage: Eukaryota; Metazoa; Chordata; Aves; Passeriformes; Motacillidae. The transcript is spliced from 8 exons. The coding region runs from base 754 to 1722 and encodes 322 amino acids.
CGGGCCAUUCCACAGGCUCCCGGCGCGGCCCCUCACGGGCUUCCCCCGGCCGGCCCGUGCCUCCCGACCUCAGAAGGAGCAGCAGGGGCGGGCACUCUUACCUCUGGGCUGUGCUUGCGGUCGGUAGCGAGGCAGGGGGCAUUAAUCCAGUGGAAAGCCGGGAAGGGCUUUCCAGGCGGGUGCCUCAGGCUGUGUCAGGCCCGGCUGGGCCUGGAUCUGGCCCUCUCGUGUAAGAGUAUGUCUGGUAUCGUUGCCCACACCAAUGUGUCACAGUUUAUUGGGAAAAAAGAAUAUAUGUUGUAAAGAAGCCUGUCAUUUAGCAACAUCGGUGGGAGCAGAGGAGUCUUAGUGCUUUGUGAAGCCAAGCCCUGGAUUUUCCAUGGAAAUGAAUCAUAAAUCAUUGUAGGGAAGGGUGCAGGAGAUGGGAGGCUGGCUUCAGCUGGGUUGCUGUUAAUUGUUAGUGGUGAAUUAGGUUUUAGUAAGUACUUAACAGGCAGGUAUCUCUCAGGCAAAGAAAAUAUUUCAGACUCCAUGAUUUUCUACAGAAAGAUAAGCUCUUGUCAGCCAGAUUUUUUUUCUUUUUGUCUAUCCACUGUGCAGGCUGUAAGAUUUCUUUCCCUUCACUUAGAUAUUUAUUCAGUAUAAAUAAAUGUUGCAUUGCAGCUUUCAACAGGCACAGCUGGAGACUGUAGGAAGACACAUGCCAAAGUGAGUCUCAAUCCCCCGAGACACCUGCGAGAGGUAGAGCACUGCAUGGCAAAGCAGCACUUGCCACAGGCACACCACUGGGUUCCUCUGGCAAGACUCUUCAGCAGCUUGCGGGGAAGAGUUUUGUCCCAGUCAGACAGCUGUGCCUCCAAGUAUCAGGUUUUGCGUAAGGCUAAGACAUCUAUCCAGAAGCUGGAGCAAACCUUGUGUUCUUUGCUGAAGAUGAAAGCGAGCUGCAGUCUGGAGGAUGGGAGCCCAUCCAGCUUGGAGGAAGUCAGGGAGGAAUAUGUCAGGAGGCAAUUCGGCAGUCAGAGCACUACAUCAGCCUCAGAAGAUAUGAGUGAAAGUGACUCUGCCAUCUGGUAUUUGCUUCAAGAAUGUGAAAAACAAACACAGGAAGAAUAUGAGAAGGCAGAAUUCAUCCAGUUUUCAGACACUUUAUCCCCAGAUCUAGUGGAAUUUGAACGAUACCUGUAUUUUUAUAAGCACACAGUGGACCUGCUGAUAGAGCAUGGAAUUGUUUGCACUGGAGAGGUGCCUCUUCCUGAGGUCUCCACAGCUAUUUCCCAUCUCUGGCAAGAGCUUUCUGAAGAGAGCAGGGACAGCAUCUUGCAGUACUGUAGCCAGAGAGAUUUCCUCAUGGAUCCCAAGGCUGCUUGCCCAGAGCCUGCUUGCACUGAAGGUAGUGUGAGGGACAGCGGAGGUAACAGUGAGGAAGCCAGUGGUUCCUCAGUCUCCACACCAGAGGAAGUGAUGUUUGAAGAUGCAUUUGAUGUUGCUGCUGGUUUCCUUGACAGAAGCAAGGCUCAGGGAUUGUCCAGCCAGAGUUCAGCAUUUGCAAGCUGCACUUCUGAAAAUCCAGAGGAUCACCAGAGACUCUAUCUGCAGGUCACUGACUUCCUAAAACACCUCUUCUUCACUAACACACAGUUUUGCCAGGAAGAAGAUCUUCACUAUGAUCAUGAGACCGUGAUGCUGCGGUGUACUGAGACCUUCGAUGAUGAAGAUUUCUAACCAGUGUCUCCAGUAAUGUUUUGCCAAGCCCUGCCAGGUACACCGGGCACGGGAGGAGCCUCACCUCUUGCAGUGAGCUACCUCUGAGCAGAGUGUGGAGACACUGUGUUGAAGUGGUUUGUUACUAUUGACUUCUCCUUCCCUCAUUAGUACUUCUUGGUAUAUCAGUUGAGUAAUUUAUACUUUUUAAAGGUUUUAAGGGUCUUAGCUAUUUAUUAAUAAAUGUUUUUACCUAUUGCUAUUUAAUGUUUAGCCUUGCUUCACAAAGAAAUGGAGGCAUGUACAGUUAAGUGACCUUGCCUAGCAUAAGGUGUGGGAAGAGCAGCAGGGAGGCCAGAUCAGUGGCAGUCCGCACACUUCCACAGGAUGCAGGCCUCAAACUUGCACCCUGCAAAAGUCACCUCCUGGCAGUGAUUAUUUUUCUGGUGCAAUUUUUCAUCUUGGGCUCACCAGGAAAGAGGCAUUUCCUCACAGAGAGUGGAAUGAGGCUCGUCUGUCUCUUUAUGAGGACAGCAGCAGUGAGCACCCACUCCCCAGUCAUCCAAAAAAGUGCAGGCACAGUAAUACACUUUGGAUUAUUUACUUUUGUGAAGUGUGUAAAGCUGAGUGAUCAGCCCUGUGCUCUUCUUCCACAUGUAAUUCUUGAAUGAGUAGUGCUGCUCAGAUAGUGUCUUGGAAUUAAAAGUGCUGUGAAAUUGAAUAAAGUCCUUCACCUCUCUGAGUUAUCAUUAAAGGCUCUCUGCAGACUUGAACAAACUGUAUUCUGAUAGUGGUUAUGUUGAGGUCAUGCUACCAGCCAUCACAAACAGAAAGGAUGGAAGUUCUAUUUUACAACCUAAACUAAAGCUGGUGUGCCCAGCCAGCCAACUUCAGCAGCCAGCUUUUAGACUGAGUCCAAGAGGCCUGGACUGUGGCCCAGCAUUGCCUUGGUGCAUAAAAGCAUGAUACAUUCAGGCAAAAACCCAUGGAGCUGAGUACUGAAGUACAAGGGAAGAAUAAACACUAGAGCGCCCUUUCUGUCCCUGCAGUUGAGGCUGUGGCAGCACCCCCAGAUGAAUGUUUGCCACUCUGCUGUGUUUGAAAGUGGGGUUGCAGGGGUCCUGUUUGGGUUUAAGAGCUCUUCAGAGUUCUCCAAGGUGUAGCCUUGCCAUUCCCUGGUCUUCCCAGUUGCUUCAUUUAUACAUGCUGGCAUUGCUUUGGGGCUAGAAGCAUUGUGAUGACGUUAAGGAGAGGAUGAAGAACACGUUACUUUGAUCCCUCCUCUUGCAUGAUCAUGGUUCACAGGAGUGCAGGCCUGCAAGUGAUUCUUUGAAUACCACCUG